Colletotrichum costaricense is the source of this 1047-nucleotide messenger RNA. RefSeq names its product aldo/keto reductase. The transcript is spliced from 3 exons. The record is from RefSeq and is a predicted model, not a curated record. Gene Ontology annotation, cellular component: cytoplasm. NCBI's taxonomy places the organism in Eukaryota, Fungi, Ascomycota, Sordariomycetes, Glomerellales, Glomerellaceae. Bases 1 to 1047 code for a protein of 348 amino acids.
AUGGCACCUCCAGCAAUCCUCCCCACUCGCCGCCUUGGCAAGACCGGCCCUGAGAUCACCGCCCUCGGCGUAGGACUAAUGGGCCUCAGCGUGGCCUACGGCAAGCCUGGAUCCGACGAAGAGCGUCUCGCAUUCCUCGAUCGUGCCUGGGAGCUCGGCGCCACGGACUGGGACACGGCCGACGCCUACGGCGACAACGAAGACCUCAUUGGCAAGUGGUUCGCGCUGCACCCCGAGCGCCGCGCCGGUAUCUUCCUGGCGACCAAGUUUGGCGUGCGCGGGGAGAUCAGGAACGACGGGACCUUUAGCAUCAGGAUUGAUAGCUCGCCCGAGUACUGCCGCGAGGCGUGCGAGCGCAGCUUGAAGAGAUUGGGCAUCGGGAGUAUUGACUUGUACUAUAUACACCGCCUGGAUGAGACCACGCCCAUCGAGAAGACGGUUGAGGAGAUGGUUAAGCUGAAGAAGCGAGUCGACGGCAAGGUGAAGGCCUUUGGCAUCUCUGAGUGCUCUUCAACCACCCUCCGCCGCGCCUACGCCAUCCACCCCAUCUCAGCCGUGCAGGUAGAAUACAACCCAUGGUCCCUCGAGAUCGAAGGCCCCGCCGGCACAGACCUCCUCAAGACAUGCCGCGAACUCGGCGUCACGACCUUUGCCUACUCGCCGCUCGGCCGCGGCAUCAUGACGGGCCGUUACAAGUCGGCGGACGACUUUGAGGAGGGCGACUUCCGCCGCCAGCUGCCGCGGUACACGGGCGACAAUUUCAAAAAGAACACGCAGCUCGUGGAGGAGUUUGCCGCCGUCGGGCGCGAGAAGCACGGCUGUUCUGCGGGGCAGCUUACGCUUGCUUGGCUGCUUGCGCAGGGCGAGGAUGUGGUGCCGAUCCCGGGGACGAAGAAGAUCCAGUACUUGGAGGAGAAUAUGGAGGCUUUGAAGGUUGUGUUGGGCAAGGAGGAGGAAAGAGAGUUAAGGGCUUUGGUUGAUGCUGCGGAUGUGCAGGGUGAUCGAGGUGCGGCGUUUGGCAACUAUUCUGAUUCGCCUGCUCUCUGA